Messenger RNA from Labrus mixtus (cuckoo wrasse), 2396 nucleotides. It is a transcript of the gene slc44a4, whose product is annotated as solute carrier family 44 member 4. Gene Ontology annotation, molecular function: thiamine pyrophosphate transmembrane transporter activity. Gene Ontology annotation, biological process: choline transport; thiamine pyrophosphate transmembrane transport. NCBI's taxonomy places the organism in Eukaryota, Metazoa, Chordata, Actinopteri, Labriformes, Labridae. The coding region runs from base 196 to 2364 and encodes 722 amino acids. Gene Ontology annotation, cellular component: plasma membrane. The transcript has 22 exons. The record is from RefSeq and is a predicted model, not a curated record.
GGUAGAAGUGCAGGUACGCAUCUUCAGCAGGUGCUCGCUACCCAGCAGGAAGGAAAGAAAGAUUUUUUUCCAACUCGCUCGGACACGACGAGCUCAUUUUAACCGAGUUUUCUGUUUUGUUUUGAGAAUAUUUUUUAGCAAAAGAAGUUAAGUUAAGAAAAGUGAAAGAGGGGAAGUUGGCGGUUCAGGUGGAAAAUGGGUAAAAAACAGGAGACAGAUCAGGAGAAACCGGAGUAUGGAGAUCCGGCUCAGUUUGACCCAAGCUUCAAUGGACCCAUAAAGAAAAGAGGGUGCACUGAUAUAAUCUGCUGUAUCCUGUUCAUGGCUGUCGUUGUUGGCUACAUUGGAGUUGGAGCUUUAGCUUGGCUCUAUGGAGAUCCAAGACAUGUUCUCUAUCCAAGAAACUCCACCGGAUGGUUCUGUGGCAUCGGACCAAACAAAGGCAAAUCCAACUUGUUCUACUACAACAUUUUAAAAUGUGCCACAUCAGUGAAUGUAAUGGCAACCGCUCUUAAUGGUUUCCAGUGUCCGACCACACAGGUUUGCGUGGAGAAAUGUCCCGCUGAGUUUAUGGCUGUGGGAAUACUGGACUACUCUAAGAAGCCAGCAGCCGUUUUUGAUCAAAAACUCUGUGUGCCUUCUUUAGACCUGGCUAAAACAAAAAUGAGCGUUCAUGAAAUCGUGGACAAGGAGCUGUGUCCUUUUUUCUUCACACCCACAACCUCAUUGCUGGGGAGAUGUUUGCCUGAUUUCACAACACUGGAGAAGAUUCCUGAAGAAUUUUCAAAUAUUCCAGGCUUACCGUCAUCAGUCAACGCCACAGUCAACAUAAUCAAGAAUGGCACCGGGGACAUUGUGAACGGAUUCAAUGCCAGAGAGAUCGGCCUCCGAAUCUUUGAGGAUUUUGCGUCGUCAUGGCCGUGGAUCCUCCUCGGUCUGGUUAUAGCCAUGGUGGUCAGCAUGUUGUUCCUGUUGCUGCUGAGAUUCACCGCUCCAGUCAUGGUGUGGGUGCUCAUCGUAGGAGUCCUGGGCGCCGGAGCAUACGGAAUCUGGCACUGCUACUGGGAGUAUGACAACUACAAGAAAGCCUCUGCGACCAUCUCUGAUGUCGGCUUCACAACAAACUUCAACGUUUACCUGCAAACACAAGAGACCUGGUUGGCCUUCUUGAUCAUCAUUUCUGUGGCUGAGGCGAUCAUUCUCCUGACCAUCAUCUUCCUGCGCAACAGAAUCCUCAUAGCCAUCGCCCUCAUCCAGGAGUCCAGCAAGGCGGUGGGUCACAUGAUGUCCUCUCUGCUGUACCCUCUGGUCACCUUUGUUCUCCUGCUGGUGUGUGUUGCUUACUGGGGUGCCACUGCUUUAUAUUUGGCAACUUCAGGAAACCCGAUCUACAGAGUGGUGGCACUAAACUCCACUAUGAGCGACUGUAAGAGCCUCAACGGCACGGUGGACUGUGACCCUCAGAAAUUCAACUCGUCCGAUUACCCAGAAUGCCCCUCAGCGAGCUGCAUCUUCAUCAAAUACAACGACGAGGGUCUCUUUCAGAGAAAUCUCUUCAACCUGCAGAUCUACAACGCUGUGGCUUUCCUCUGGUGUGUUAACUUUGUCAUCGCUUUGGGACAGUGCACGCUGGCGGGGGCCUUCGCCUCUUACUACUGGGCCUUCACCAAACCACACGACAUCCCCAUGUUCCCCCUGUCCGCCAGCUUCUUACGCGCACUCAGGUUCCACGUGGGCUCCUUGGCAUUUGGUUCUUUGAUCCUCACCCUGGUGCAGAUAGUGAGGAUCAUUCUGGAGUACAUCGACCACAAAACAAGAUCGGCUCAGAAUCCGGUGGCUCGUUUCCUGUUGUGCUGCCUGAAGUGCUGCUUCUGGUGUCUGGAGAAGUUCAUCAAGUUUCUCAACAGGAACGCUUACAUUAUGAUUGCUGUUUAUGGGAAAAACUUCUGCGUCUCUGCCAAAAAUGCCUUCAAGCUGCUCAUGAGGAAUAUAAUAAGGGUGGUGGUGCUCGAUAAAGUCACGGACCUGCUGCUGUUCUUUGGGAAGCUCCUGGUGGUCGGAGGAGUGGCUGUGCUGUCCUUCUUUUUCUUCUCUGGACGAAUACUUCUGCCCGGCGACACCUUCCGCUCUGAAACACUCAACUACUACUGGAUGCCCAUUAUUACGGUGGUGUUUGGUAGCUACCUCAUAGCUCAUGGAUUCUUCAGUGUGUACAACAUGUGUGUUGAUACGCUCUUCCUCUGCUUCUUGGAAGAUCUGGAGCGUAACGAUGGGUCUCUGCAGAAGCCGUACUUUAUGUCCAAAAACCUCAUGAAGAUCCUCAGCAAAUCCAACAAAGCACCGAAGAAGGGGAAAAAGGAAUGAAGACCUCCAGAGUUCAUGAAUCCACACAAACA